AUAAAUGCCUAUUACAACAAAAUUUCUAUCUAUUACUAUUAUUUUCUAUCAUUAAUUAUAAACAUUAAGGUUUAAGCUUUUGUUAGUACGCCUAUCAUUUAUCUCACGAAAAAAAGUGAUGUAACUAUUGUCGAGAGAGAAGAAAUACGCUUGAAAAAGCUACUUAUUUUUUCGUCUAUUUCUUUUUAUCCGAAUUAUCGUCGGUCAGUUGUUGUAAACGGGCGGAAUAAAUCAGACCACAACGCUAACUAGUCGAAGAAUUCGUUUGAGUCUAACUAAAGAACCUGGCGCAUUGUUUCUUUUGCAUUUCUUUGAGUCUAUAAAGCAUUGUCUUGAUCGGUCAUCGAGUGCAGUAACCCGCGAGCUUUGGAUUAGAAGGUUCGUUGUUACUUUAUCAUCGUGAUAUACAACAUAGUAUAUCGAUAUAGACUUCGAAUCGUACUAUGAACGCGAUCAAGAAACGUUUGCAAACGUUGAAGGUCGAAAAAGAUUUGGCGAUAGAUAAAGCUGACGUGUGCGAUCGACAAGCAAAGGAAGCUAUUCGCAAGGAAGAAAAAUUAAAGGAUGGUGUAAGAGAACUUGCAAAGAAAUUCAUUCAAAUGGAACAUGAUUUACAAGUGAGCAAAAAACAAUUAAAAAAAUCGAUUAAGAGUCUUGAACUGAAGGAAAGUAUUUACAUCAUGGUCAGUGAACAAUUUACAAAAUAUCCUUCGUUUUCUUUCUUUUUUGUUUUGUUUUAUUUUUCUUGUUUUUAUAUUUUAAUCAUUAUCGAAUAUUUUCAGACGCAAUCCGAAUUGGCUAUAUUGAAUCGAAAGAUGCAACAGUGUGCGGAAGAUUUAGAAAAAUCUGAAGAAAAACGAUUAGUUGUACAAAAUAAGUUAACGGAAGCUAUGGAAACUGCGGAAGAUGCAAAACGAAUUUGUAAGGUAUUGGAGAAUAGAAGCAAAUUGGACGAGGAAAGGAUGGAUCAAUUAACAGCACAGUUAAAAGAAGCCAGACUUAUUGCUGAAGAUGCCGAUAUUAAAUCAGAUGAGAUUUCACGAAAAUUGGCUUUUGUGGAAGACGAACUUGAAGCUGCGGAAGACAGAGUUAAAUCGAGCGAAGGCAAAAUUGCCGAACGCGAGGACGAAUUGUUUAUCGUCGGUAAUAUAUUGAAAUCCUUGGAAGUAUCAGAAGAAAAGGCCAAUAGAAGAGUGGAGGAAUUCAAAGCGCAAUUGAAGGAAUUGAAAGUUAAAUUAAAAUUGGCUGAGAAGCGGGCAAUAAUAGCCGAGCAGGCCGUCAAGGUGCUUGUUAAAGAAUUAGAUUCGAGAGAAGGUGGGAAAAUUAAAUUGUCUUUUUCUGCUUCUUUCUUUUUUUUUUUUAUCUUAAAAUUUAACUUCUCGAAGAUAGUAACGUUUAUAUACUAUAUAUACUAUAUAUAUAUAUAUAUUUAUACGCAUGUAUAUGUUUCAGAUUAUUUGUUUAAAGAAAAGGAGAAAUAUAGGUAUAUGUGCAACGAUAUGGAUUCCACAUUUGCCGAACUUACAGGAUUUUAAAUAAUUCGAUCAUUGAUUGAAUACUUCAACUUCUCUCGUUAUCUUUUUCGUUUAGGAUGAUGUUUGUUGUAUACUUUUGUAUAUAAAGGAAAAAAUGAUAUUAUAACGAAACAAAAAAACGGAUUAUUUGUUUUACACGAUAUCAAUUUAUUUAAAUCGAUUCUAUGAUCGACGCAGUGCUUCGAAACUUCAUACCGUCGACUUUGAAUACGAUUAGAGUUGAAUAAUGUUCCAGUUCAAUUAUUUAUUUACGUCGUUUAAUCGCAGUCUCGCAACGGAAGAGAAACUUUUUGGCAGUUAGCGGAGAUAUCGGUUUAUUGACAAUUAAAAUCACGAUGAGCAUUGUCAUCUUUAUUUUUCAUUCUCUUCAUUUCAUUUUUCACUUAUUUUAGUUCGAGAUUAUGCUCCAAAAGGGGGAAAAGAGGGGGUUGGGGUAGGGGGAAAAGAGGGUAGGGAAAUAAGAUUCUUAGAUCGUUCACACAAGCAUACCACAUUCGCGCAAGAUACUUCUUUUUACAACGACAUUAAUAAUAGUAUAGUAAUAAUCGUUUGUUUGAUUUGUUCUCACAUAUCAUUUUGUCUUUUUUCAUCGUUUUGCGCGAGAAAGUCGACGAUCGAAAGAAGACGAUAAAUUCGAAUCGCGAUCGGAAACUGGAUCGAACGCCAACGAAUAGUUUUUUUUUUUUUUUAAUUGUAACUUUCAAAGAUAUAUUAUUCGUAAGGAGAUCAAUAGAAUCGAUCGAUCCAAUAUGAUAAAACAUAUGUAUAUAAAUACCGUACGCUAUACUUACGAGGGUCGUUUAUACAAAUAAGUUUGCGAGAUUUAAAUCGUGUCAUAGAAUGAUGAUUAUGAUGAUGAGAUGAUGAGAUGAUGAUGAUUAAUCGUUGCGAGAAACUGAAUAGAUUCAAAAUGACACAGUUAAAAAUAUACGACGAACAUAUAUUGCAUUUAAUGUAAAAAUUGUUUUUUUGAUUUCAUUUUUUUAGAAGAAGAAAAAUUCCAUCAUUUUGUUUUCCUAGAAAUAUCUCGCCAACGUAUUUAAUGAACGGCCAUCGUAUUAAUCCCGCAAUUGUAAAUUCGUGACACUGUAAAUCUUUCCACCGAAUUGUCAACGUAGCAAAAAAAAAAAGGAUGAUCGACCGAGAAUUCGAUCGCAAUGAAAAAAUGUACAAAAAUUCGGUGGACGAUCA
This is a messenger RNA of Polistes dominula (European paper wasp), 2726 nucleotides long. Its product is annotated as tropomyosin. The record is from RefSeq and is a predicted model, not a curated record. Lineage: Eukaryota; Metazoa; Arthropoda; Insecta; Hymenoptera; Vespidae.